CCAAGUCACCCGGAGACCAGCUGUCUGUUUCCGGCUUGAAGAGUCGAGAACAACGGCCCUCCAUGUGUGCGCUGCGGCUUUCAUGAUGGCAGGUCGGGGCAGGCUGGUGCCCUGUGCGUGUCUGGGCCUGUUGGGGGUCCUGUGCUGGGUCUGGGUCUCUUUUGCCUCCUUUCCAGAUGAACUCCCCCUUGAGGCCUUGGAGGAGCGAGGAGCCUUCCAGCCUCAGAGUGCUCUGUCUCAGAUGGACUUUGCCUCCAUCGGUCCGUACAGAGGACCAGGCAACAAUGACCUCCGCAGCAACAAGGAGCUGCCCAUCCUCCUCUGGUGGAGUGGGGGUCUGUUCCCACAUUUCCCUGGGGACUCUGAACGCAUCGACUGUGCCACUUCCUCCUGCCUGGUCACAAGCAACCGCAAGCAGUCAUCGUGGGUUUGGUCCCGACAGGUCCAGCUGUACAGACGGACCGCAUCCAUCAUCUUUUAUGGAACAGACUUCCGGGCUUAUGAGGCGCCACUCCCUCGCCUCCGCCACCAGACGUGGGCUCUGUUCCAUGAAGAGUCUCCUAUGAAUAACUACUUCCUCUCCCACGGGCCGGGGAUCCGGCUGUUCAACUACACGGCCACGUUUCGCAGGGAGUCCGACUACCCGCUGACCCUGCAGUGGCUCCCUUCUCUGGACUACUUACUGGAGCCCGUGGUCGUGUCCCUGGAGGAGAAGAACCGGCUGAGGAGGGAGGGCCUGGGUCCGGUGCUCUACAUGCAGUCUCACUGCGAUGUUCCAUCAGACAGAAACCGAUACGUCCAGGAGCUCAUGAAGUAUAUUCAGGUCGACUCUUAUGGGAAAUGCUUGAACAACAAACCGCUGCCUGCUCGUCUGGAGGACACGUCCACAGCUACCGGCGAAGAGGACAUCUUUAUGAAGUUUGUCGCACGCUAUAAAUUCCACCUGGCGCUGGAGAACGGCCUGUGUCCCGAUUACAUGACGGAGAAGCUGUGGCGGCCGCUCCACCAGGGCUGCGUGCCCGUCUACCGAGGCUCCCCCGCGGUGACCGACUGGCUGCCCAGCAACCGCUCCGCCAUCAUCAUCGAUGACUUCCCCUCACCCAAAGCCCUCGCCGACUUCCUCAAGCGCCUUGACGAGGACGACCAGGAGUAUGCUAAAUAUCUAGAGUUCAAAAGCCCCGGCCGCACCACCAACACCCGUUUGUUGGAGGCUCUGGAGAGCCGUGAGUGGGGCGUGAACGACAUGAGUAAACCCAACUACCUGAAUGGCUUUGAAUGUUACGUGUGUGACCAGGAGAAUGCCCGGGUGGCGGCGGAACGAGCGUACCGGAAAGCCCCGAAGAAGAACCCGCCGCCUCGCUCUGCAACGGCCAACAACUCCCACAUGGGCUGCCCGCUGCCGCGCCCGGGGUACGGACACGCCCACGAGCUACCGGCCGACGACGGAUGGUUGCAUAUAUGGCCUCAGGAUUACUGGCAGAGCCUGGACCAGGCGGAGGGGCUGGAGUCUCUGAUACGACACAACGAGUCGGACCCUUCGCUGCUGUGGAAACACAUCCAGAACAUCGCUGUGGGCCGAGCCCGAGGGAAGCACUGACGCAGGAAACACAGGAGGGAAGGAGGCGGAGUCACCCCGCGCCAAAACCUCCUUACCCGUAUGAGCAGUUUUACUGACACUAUAAUAGAUUUUUAGAUUUUGUUCAGCUGACAUGAUCCGUUUGUCCCCAGUUCAGUGAUGGGAGGAGAAUGUUCUACAUGCUAAAAGUGGUAUUAUUACUCCGCCUUGCAUUGCUAACGUUAGCUUCAGCCGCAGCUUUUCCACAGAGGCACAUUCUCAUUGGACUGCGGCGGAGCCUAGGGAGGAGAGUCGAGGGCAGAGCCUAGGGAGGAGAGUCAAGGGCAGAGCCUAGAGAGGAGAGAGCCAGGGGCGGAGCCUAGGGAGGAGAGUCAAGGGCAGAGCCUAGGGAGGAGAGUCAAGGGCAGAGCCUAGAGAGGAGAGAGCCAGGGGCGGAGCCUAGGGAGGAGAGUCAAGGGCGGAGCCUAGGGAGGAGAGAGCCAGGGGCGGAGCCUAGGGAGGAGAGAGCCAGGGGCGGAGCCUAGGGAGGAGAGCCAGGGGCGGAGCCUAGGGAGGAGAGAGCCAGGCGCGCUCUGUGAGUGAAGAGCAUCCAGACAAUGAAGUUCUUCAGCAGGCAGCUGCUGGUUAUUAGUCACAUUUAUGAUCAGCUGUUUUAUAUGCAAGCACAAUGUUAUUAGAGGGGUGAAAGGCAGAAGGGGGAUUCUCCUCAGGGGCAAUCUCUAUAGCAGUUAUUUGUAAUUUUGCCCCGACCAUGUUUCUGUUCCAUGAUGCCAAGAUAUUCAUGUGCCAUAGUUUGAUGCUUUUCUAAAACAUGUAUCUGCUUGAGACUUCAUGUGCUGUGUCUGCGUCACAUGUUUAGAACACGAGUAUAUAAAUCAUUUUAUUUUUCAACAAAGCAUCAUACAUGUGACACACUAUUUUGUAUCAAGAGAAAAAUAAGUAAGCAUUUUAUAAUAAAGAUUUUUGCACAACGA
This is a messenger RNA of Pseudoliparis swirei, 2550 nucleotides long. It is a transcript of the gene pofut4, whose product is annotated as fucosyltransferase 11 (alpha (1,3) fucosyltransferase). Gene Ontology annotation, cellular component: Golgi membrane. Gene Ontology annotation, molecular function: alpha-(1->3)-fucosyltransferase activity. The transcript is spliced from 5 exons. NCBI's taxonomy places the organism in Eukaryota, Metazoa, Chordata, Actinopteri, Perciformes, Liparidae. The record is from RefSeq and is a predicted model, not a curated record. The coding region runs from base 83 to 1597 and encodes 504 amino acids.